Molecule: messenger RNA, 720 nt
Organism: Arabis nemorensis
Lineage: Eukaryota; Viridiplantae; Streptophyta; Magnoliopsida; Brassicales; Brassicaceae
Source: the annotation of a GenBank genome assembly
AUGGCUCGUGCAUCAUUCAUCACAUCACUCAAUAUAAUCUCGAACGCUCUGUUUUCCACAGACCUCGCAAGCUUUGAUGACUCUGAAACAACUCACGAGUUACACGACGUGGUGCUUCGGAUGAUGGAGAUCACCGGAAAACCCAACGUAGCUGAUUUUUUCCCAUUUCUUGGGUUUCUUGAUCUGCAAGGUACUAGAAAAGAAGCGAGGUUAAGGAUGGACAGAUUGUUUAAGGUUUUUCAAGGAUUCAUCGAUACAAAGAGAUCAUCAAAUGCUUCGAGAAAUAGCAACGAUAUGCUAGAUUCUCUUUUGAAUAUUGCUCAAGAAGACAAAUCAGAACUCGAUGAUAAUGAUAUCAGGCAUUUGCUUCUCGUAAGACUUAUUUCUGGCGGGAAUAUAGACACGACUUCGAUUGCAGUAGAAUGGGCAAUGGCAGAGUUACUUCGAAACCCUAAGAUGAAACUUAAAGCUCAAGAAGAGAUAAGAAGAGUGAUAGGGCAAAAGAAAGCCGUUGAAGAAUCGGAUACCUUCAAGUUACCUUAUUUGCAAGCAGUAGUGAAAGAAACUCUUAGUUUGCAUCCAUCUGCUCCUUUGCUCAUCCCUCGAAAAUCCGAAUCUGAUGAUGUCCGAAUUUUCGACUUCCUCAUUCCUAAGAAGACUCGUCACAUUUAUGUUUUCGGAUUCAUAACAAUAAAGGAUCGGCAUACGAAUCAAAACUAA